AUGUCUCCGUCCCCUCCCCUGCCCAGCCGCCGCCGGCCGUCCAGCUUCCGCUCGGUGGACUGGCUUUCCCAGAGCAGCCGCGGGGGGCCGUCACCGCCCUCCAGGCCCGCUGAAGCCCCUCGGGGGGGCCUCUCCGCUCCCGCCAGAGGGUGCAGCAGCGGGGAACCCCCGCACGGUGCGGGCGUGGAGGAGGCCAAGUCUUCAGAAGCGUGUGCGCCCGGGACGCCCACGGCUGGGUGGGGCGGGGACGGCCUGCGGGUGCCCCGCGUGCGCACGGCCUUCACCGCAGAGCAGCUCAGCACCCUGGAGAGCGCCUUCCGGCAGCGCCGCUACCUGGGCCCCCUGGAGCGCCGGCGCCUGGCCCGCGACAUGCGGCUCUCAGAGGUGCAGAUAAAAACCUGGUUUCAGAAUCGCCGGAUGAAACACAAACGCCAACUGCAGGACUCGCAGCUGAGCGGCCCCUUCCCCGGGGGGCUCCACCCUCCAGUGACCUUCUGCCCUCCUCCCCCUGCCCUGCGCAGUGGCCUGCGGCUGCUGUGUCCUUGGGCGCCCCCGCUGGGGCCUCCAGCUCUGGGGCAGCCUCCUGGCCCCUUCUGGGAUCUCUGCCGGGUGGAUCGAGCCUCCGUGGCCUUAGUGUGGGCCUCGUGCAGCAGACAGCCUCCCACGUGCUGCCUCCCGGACCCGGGGGGCCAGGAGCUGGGCCCGGCCUUGGCCUUGUCCAGGGCGCCCUGGGGCCUGUGUGCCCUGCCCCAGACCGGGGAUGCCUUCUGA
Molecule: messenger RNA, 771 nt
Organism: Nyctereutes procyonoides (raccoon dog)
Lineage: Eukaryota; Metazoa; Chordata; Mammalia; Carnivora; Canidae
Gene: VENTX
Product: VENT homeobox
Exons: 3
Coding region: 1-771 (256 amino acids)
Biological process (GO): regulation of transcription by RNA polymerase II
Molecular function (GO): DNA-binding transcription factor activity, RNA polymerase II-specific; RNA polymerase II cis-regulatory region sequence-specific DNA binding
Source: RefSeq, a predicted model, not a curated record